CUUUGCAGCGGCUACUUAAUGCCGGUCCGGGGGCCACCGGCGCUCAGAGAGGCGCCGUCGGGCGGGGGGGCGACAAGAAGCGCUGGCGGGGCCCUCGAGCUGGGGACAGAGAGCCGCAGGGGGUGGGAGGAACUUCUUCCAGAACCUUCUUUUGGCCCGGGCUGCUCUCUGAGCCAGGUACCACAUUCAUAUUCGGAGGAGGCGACCCCGUGGUCGCGGAAUGGAAGCGCGCGUCCGGGAGGCCCUGUAACCGGAGCCGCGGGAGUCAGCGGGCUAGAGAGCGCUGCGGGCUACCCCCCGGCUCAGCCCGUGGAUGUUGACCGCCCCCUCGGAGAGUCCCCGCAGACAUGGCGGAGAGCUGGCUACGCCUCUCGGGUGCAGGGGCGGCGGAGGAGGCCGGGCCGGAGGGCGGCCUGGAGGAGCCCGACGCCCUGGAUGACAGCCUGACCAGCCUGCAGUGGCUGCAGGAAUUCUCCAUUCUCAACGCCAAGGCCCCCGCCCUGCCGCCGGGGGGCACCGACCCCCACGGCUACCACCAGGUGCCGGGCUCGGCCGCUCCGGGGUCCCCCCUGGCGGCCGAUCCCGCCUGCCUGGGGCAGCCGCACACUCCGGGUAAGCCCACGUCGUCGUGCACGUCGCGGAGCGCGCCCCCGGGGUUGCAGGCCCCGCCCCCCGACGACGUGGACUACGCCACCAACCCGAAUGUGAAGCCGCCUUACUCUUACGCCACGCUCAUCUGCAUGGCCAUGCAGGCCAGCAAGGCCACCAAGAUCACCCUGUCCGCCAUCUACAAGUGGAUCACGGACAACUUCUGCUACUUCCGCCACGCUGAUCCCACCUGGCAGAAUUCCAUCCGCCACAACCUGUCCCUGAACAAGUGCUUCAUCAAAGUGCCUCGGGAGAAGGACGAGCCGGGCAAGGGGGGCUUCUGGCGCAUCGACCCCCAGUACGCCGAGCGGCUGCUGAGCGGGGCCUUCAAGAAGCGGCGGCUGCCCCCAGUGCACAUCCACCCGGCCUUCGCCCGCCAGGCCUCGCAGGAGCCCAGCGCCGCCCCGUGGGCCGGGCCGCUGACCGUGAACACCGAGGCCCAGCAGCUGCUGCGGGAGUUCGAGGAGGCCACCGGGGAGGCGGGCUGGGCUGCGGGCGAGGGCAGGCUCGGCCAUAAGCGCAAACAGCCGCUGCCCAAACGGGUGGCCAAGGUCCCGCGGGCCCCCAGCACCCUGCUGCUGACCCAGGAGGAGCAGGGUGAGCUGGAGCCCCUCAAAGGCAACUUUGACUGGGAGGCCAUCUUCGAGGCCGGCACUCUGGGCGGCGAGCUGGGCGCGCUGGAGGCCCUGGAGCUGAGCCCGCCGCUGAGCCCCGCCUCGCACGGGGACGUGGACCUCACCGUCCACGGCCACCACAUCGGCUGCCCCGCUACCUGGGGGCCUCCGGGGGAGCAGGCUGCCGACAGCCUGGACUUCGACGAGACCUUCCUGGCCACGUCCUUCCUGCAGCACCCCUGGGACGAGAGCGGCAGUGGCUGCCUGCCCCCGGAGCCCCUCUUCGAGGCCGGGGACGCCACCCUGGCCGCCGACCUGCAGGACUGGGCCAGUGUGGGCGCCUUCUUGUAAGAGGCCGGGCCCUGCCCCACCUCCGGACAGUGGCCAAGUCAGGGCCCAGACUGCCCCCCAGCACAGGCCCCUGGACAUCCUACCGCCCAGGCAGGGGCUGGGCCGGGUCUCCCGAGGCUGGCCCCAUGAGGCCGCACGGCCCCCAGCCCGGGCUGCCCUCAGAUUCCGGCCCAGGAGGCUGAGAAGGGGGCGGGGGGGGGGCCCAGGUCCAGAACUGCUGCCUCCCCAGCACCGCCCCCCCCCCAUACACACAGUGUUUCAUUGAUCCUCCUCUUGCCAGCCCCGGGACGGGCUCAGGGCCCUGCACUGUGGGAGCUGCACCCGGAGGGGCCCUGGCCAAGCUGGGGAGGGACAGUACAGGGCCCGCCCCAGGGCACCUCAGCUUCCACGCCUCUCCCUCUCCCGCUGUCCUCCCCAGGUCUCUAGCCAGAGAAAGGUCCCAGGUACAACAAAUGCUAAUUAGGUGAGAGCAAAUUAACCCCCUGGAGGCCUCUCUGGGCAAAGCCUCCCUGGAGCUGGGGAAGGGUGGGGGAGGGGUGGGGCUGGGGGGGAGGGGCAGAGGGCAGAGACAGAAUGAGGUCGGGGAGCCUGGUGGGCGAGGAGGUUUUGUAAGGCCUCUGGGGUCUUCUCCUGGCCCCAUCCCUAGGGGUGGAAAGGGAGUGUAAAUCCCUCAUCUUUCAGCUGGACCUGAGGCAGAGCGCGGCGGGGAGUUGGGGUUCUGGGGGUUGGGGGCAGGGGCAUCUGAGCUGCAGUGGGGAGGAGGACAGACAGACUAAUGUAGUGAGUAUAGCGAUAGGCUUAACAGGGAGAGGUGCAGAGCUUGCUAGAACCUUUGGGACCAGGAAGGCUGGGAUCGCCCACAUCCCUGCCUGUACUUGCUGGGGGGCAAUGUCUAACUCUACCCGGAGCCCCUCCGUCUGCGUCCCACAUCCACCCUCCUGCCCUAUGGGGCAAUUUAACCUUUUUCAUGGAAAGUUAUUUACAAUUUAAAAAUUUUUAAAAAUAAAAUGUUUAAAAAUCU
Leptonychotes weddellii (Weddell seal) is the source of this 2634-nucleotide messenger RNA. Lineage: Eukaryota; Metazoa; Chordata; Mammalia; Carnivora; Phocidae. The record is from RefSeq and is a predicted model, not a curated record.